AUGAGCCAAGACGAUCAUCGUCAACGCCACGUCGGAGGAGAUUUCGACACGUCCCGGCUGAUCUCACAACCCGGCUUCUCUAUUUCCACGCUCUUCCUUUCUGCAUUCUUCACCGUCGGCCUCAGGGGUGGAGCUCACGGGAGGAGGCCGUGGCCCAGUUGGGGUGUCCUCUCCCUCCCAGAGAGUUUGGCUUUCGGCUUGCGCGAUUAAAACAAACUUCCUGGCUCCUGUGAGGCACGCAGGUUGUGGGUGAAAACCAAACAACAACAACAACAACCACAGAAACUUCUCAGUGGUCUUCUUGAAGCUCUCCACCAUCACCGUUGGUUGGAAAUAACGGAGCUUAGAAUUCGGCUAUCUGGAGAAGAAGACCGACCUCAGGGCCACCAGCAUCGGGAGAAGAUGGUCCUCUUGAAGAUCUCUUUCUUGAUCUUAUGCUCUCUGUCUCAAGCCACAGGUUGCUUCCGACUCAUCACCCCGGCCAAAUGGGGAGCGGAGGUGGCCAACUGCUCCGAACCGUUGAGGGACGCCCCUCCCGAGUACGUGGUCAUCAUCCACACGGCCGGCAAUCCUUGCCGGACUCACGCCGACUGCCGCAACGAGGUGAAGUCGAUCCAGAAGUACCACAUGAGGCUCAAAGGGUGGUGCGACAUUGCCUACAGCUUCCUGAUCGGUGAAGAUGGAUACGUGUACGAAGGCCGGGGUUGGCGCAAUGAAGGAUCCCACACCUACGGCUACAACGACCUCUCCCUGGGGAUUGCGUUUAUCGGCACUUUUGUGGAACGAUCCCCGGAGGAAAAAGCUUGGAAAGCUCUUAAGUGCUUUCUCGAUUUCGCGGUGAAAAUCGGCUACCUGUCGCCUGAAUAUCUAUUGUUGGCCCACAGCGAUGCCAGUAACCUGGUAUCUCCUGGAGAAUUUGUCCGCGCCGAGAUUGCCAAGUGGCCAAACUACAAGCACUCCCUUCGCAUUUUGAAUCGGGAUGGACAAUAA
Thamnophis elegans (Western terrestrial garter snake) is the source of this 990-nucleotide messenger RNA. RefSeq names its product peptidoglycan recognition protein 1-like. The record is from RefSeq and is a predicted model, not a curated record. The transcript is spliced from 7 exons. Gene Ontology annotation, molecular function: N-acetylmuramoyl-L-alanine amidase activity; zinc ion binding. Gene Ontology annotation, biological process: peptidoglycan catabolic process. Lineage: Eukaryota; Metazoa; Chordata; Lepidosauria; Squamata; Natricidae.